GACAUCACUCACCGCGUCCCCUUCGACGAAGUAGCGAAGAAGGUUGCAAGCGGUUCUAUCCUUUCUCUCGUACCGAAUAGCAUCAUGGAGCAGGCAAGCUUCGAAGAGUACAACAAGUACUUCCGCGCGAAGAGUAGGGCAGGAGUGGCCAGACUCGAUGGUUCAUUGGCCUUGUAUGUCAUGCCCUGCGGCGAGGACAUCCUGGCUCUCAAGGACUCUCUCUAUGCACUGGGACCUCACAUUCCCAGAGCGGGAUGUCUCAUAGGCUUAAUCGCCCCUGGUACUGCUGCUGUCAAUGCGGCGCCAGCCACGGCUGCCCCAGUGGGUACGGCCACAGCCAGUAAACCGCCGAAGCAGUUAGAAAGUGGCUGCUGUCAUGUCAACUUUGCCGUGGCUUGUCCAGCUUUUCGGCUCCAGACUAGGUCCCAGUCGCAGGCAGUGCAUAAGCAACAGCAAUCCUCGGAGGUGUACCUUGCCAUCGGGAAGGGGUGCUAUGGCUUCUCUGUCGACACGGCCCUGGUCAGUCACCUUUGGAGCUACGAGGGUUUUGCUGAGGACACUCGCGUGGUGGUAGAAGGUUCCCAUGGCUUCCUGGCAGUGUCUUCGGGACGAAGCAUUCAUAUUCUGGACGCCAAUUCCCCCGCGAAGCCACGCGUUUCCUGGCCAGACGCCCACCAGGACACGAUCUACUCUAUGCAUUUCAACUACGAGACGGGUAUCAUCUUUAGCUCUGGCAAGGACUGUUGCGUCAAAGCUUGGGAGAUCGAUGGUGAGGAACUCUCCCUGUAUGGCUCCUGCCCGGAAGCGCACAGAGACUUUGUCGUGGCCCUGCAGUUUCACUCCAGCAGCAGGCUUCUCAUCUCUGCAGGGCUAGAUGGUCUUGUUCGCGCAUGGCGCAUCGCAAGCACGGGUGCGUUCGCACUGCUUGCUACAUCUGCCGAUGCCCAUCCAGACGGUAUAACAGCUCUGUGUACAAACAUGGCCCAGAAUGUGAUGGUUAGCUCUGGCAGGGAUGGGAACCUUCGGCUGUGGAGCUAUAGACCUGGUCGACUUCGCCUUAUCGAUAGCCAGGUGGACGUGCAUGCAGGCUGGGCAAGAUGCCUGGAAUUCGAUGAAGCGUCUGGCCUUGUGGUUAGCGCUGGGGAUGAUGGAGCCAUCAAAGCGUUCGGCUUCAAGGAUGGCAAGUUCAACUGUCGCAUCAGUGCCGCCAAUGCGCAUGAUGCUGGUAUCCUUGCACUGCAACUCUGUGCCAAGACGAUGUGCUUGCUGAGUGCUGAUGAGAAUGGCGCAAUCAAGAUGUGGGAGCUGUCUGCUGGUGCCGGCGAGCUUGUGCUCAAGGCCAGCAUCGAAAAGGCUCACGAUGGAGGUGCAGUGUCGCACAUGCAGUUUUGCUCGCAGCGUAAGUUGCUCCUAAGUGCUGGUUCAGAUAAUUGCCUCCGGGCAUGGCUCUGGCAUCCGGAUGGUCUACAAGCUGUGGCCUCCGCAGCAGCGGAAG
Messenger RNA from Symbiodinium necroappetens, 1495 nucleotides. NCBI's taxonomy places the organism in Eukaryota, Dinophyceae, Suessiales, Symbiodiniaceae. The record is from the annotation of a GenBank genome assembly.